GGAGCAGGAGCAAUUGACACAGAAAAGAAGACAAAGUGGAAUGGAGAAAACCUCUUCCCCAACUACCACCACCACCGCCAGCAGCUCCGAUGAGGGGGGAGUGGGAAUGGGAAUGGGUUCAGAAACUCUCUCAAGAGUUGCUGGUAUCAUCCAAAGUUCGGAAGAUUCCAACAUCAUCCCUCCCCAAUUCGAUUCUAAGUAUUUCCACUCUCAUCUCAUCCGGGGCCUCCUAAGAACCCACCGUGUCGAGCGCGGCCGACUCUCCUCCCUCCUCUCCGUCAAGCCUCCCGUUAUGAAUUCUUAUGGCACAUUGCAUGGUGGGGCUGUUGCGUCUGUGGCGGAGAUUAUGUCAAUUGCUUGUGCCAGAACCAUUGUAGGCGAAGAUAAGGAGCUCUUUCUUGGAGAAUUGAGUACGACGUACCUAUCUGCUGCUCCCCGCAAUGCAGAAUUGACGGUUGAUGCAUCUGUAAUAAGAAGUGGAAGGAGCUUGACCAUCAUUGCGGUCGAGUUCAAAGUCAAAGACACAGGGAAUUUAGUUUAUACCUCUCAUGCCACCUUCUACAACACGCCUGUGGCAAGUUUGUGAAGUUUUCUUUCAGCACAUUAAGGAUGAACGUCUAGGAUUAACCAUACUUUGAAACUUGAUGCUCAAACAGUUUUGCUGGGUGGUAAAAUCAUCAAGUGAUAGAUCUGCAGAAGCGUAGUUGAGCAACUACCAUUUGUUCAUGACAAUGUCAAUUCUUGGACGUAUAGCAAAGACAGAACCAAUAAAGAGAUUAUGGCUUAUCUCUGAUCUAGAGCACUAUUCGUACCAGAGUACAGUAGUCGAAGAUUCACUAUUUACCGAAAGCUGUUUGUCCACAUAUUAUUAUUUAUUUGCUGGCAGUUGCUCUGAAUUUGGCUUGAACUCGAAAGUUAACGUCAUGUAGCAUAUUCACAUUGGAAACUGAUUAACUGAUGACCAGAUUCCAUAUGGAUUUCUUGUGCCUUCGUGUGUGCGCACUUGAUAUUAGUGCAUCUCAUAAUAAUACUCCUUCCAAUCC
Messenger RNA from Rhododendron vialii, 1043 nucleotides. RefSeq lists its product as uncharacterized. Gene Ontology annotation, molecular function: fatty acyl-CoA hydrolase activity. The record is from RefSeq and is a predicted model, not a curated record. The coding region runs from base 41 to 586 and encodes 181 amino acids. The transcript is spliced from 4 exons. Lineage: Eukaryota; Viridiplantae; Streptophyta; Magnoliopsida; Ericales; Ericaceae.